UCUGUUGGCUUCGUGUUUCAGAGGGCUAAAGCUUCAAACAUGGAGACGAUCGUGACUAAAUACCUCCAUCGCCAUCUGAGCAUCUACGCCGCCAUCAUCAUGAUGUUCACCUACAACAUCCUGCUGGACCGGGACUUCUCCUGCUCCUGUAGAACCCAGAACCUGGACUGCAGCUUGUACAUGGUGCUGCCUUUCCUCAUCAUCGUUGUGUUGAUCCUCUGGACCGAUCGGCCUCUUCACAGCAUCUGCAGACACGUUUGUAAAAGACACUGCUGGUCCCGGAGCUUCAUGCCUCACAUGAUCAGAGCUCUGCUGGUGGGACUGCUGUGGGUGGCCUUCGUCCUCAUCGAUGGAGACUGGUUCGUCUGCUGCCGGAACGACCUGUCCGACCUGCUGGUCCACCUGCCCUGCACAGACCAAACCAAGAUCACCGCCGAGGAGCGAGUCCGAAUCAUCGAGCUGAAGAACUGGUCCAGGGUUCUGGGCUCCUCUCUGUUGCUCAUCAUCGUCUUGGUUGCAGCCUUAAUGUCCGUCUGUCAGUGGAAUAGAUGCUGCAAACCUCAACCUCUGUUCCAGAGAAUGAUCCUAGAGGCCGAAGGAAACAAACUGGAGGAGGUUCUGAGGAAAGCAGCUGAAGAAAAGCUGACAGAGAUGGUCAGGGAGAAGACAGAGGACGGACGAUGGGAUCAAGUCUGUGACCUCGUCGAAACUCUGAUCGAAGAAUCACGACAAGGACGAGACCUGGAGGGACGAGAACAAAGACACAGAGAAGCACAACACCAGGAGGAGGAACUGGAACUGGAACAGAGACCAGAGUGAGAACUUCUUGACACCGAGGAUCCAAACACCAUCAAGAGAAGAAACGACGAAACGAAACAAUAAAACCAGAGAAAGAAAGAAACAAACGUCCAUGAACUCCUAUCGUUUUCUGAUUUAAAUAACAAACAGAAAACCUCCUUAAAACAUAUUUUUAUCAUCCACUUUAUUUUAUUGUUUUUAUGUUUGUUUUGUUCUUUUUAUGCUUUUUCUAUUUUUUCUUUCCUAAUUGUAGUAAUCUGAU
Acanthochromis polyacanthus (spiny chromis) is the source of this 1060-nucleotide messenger RNA. RefSeq lists its product as uncharacterized. Gene Ontology annotation, molecular function: monoatomic cation channel activity. Bases 40 to 819 code for a protein of 259 amino acids. NCBI's taxonomy places the organism in Eukaryota, Metazoa, Chordata, Actinopteri, Pomacentridae. The transcript is spliced from 4 exons. The record is from RefSeq and is a predicted model, not a curated record.